GAUAAGUUUCGGUGUCACAUGUAUUUCAUUUAGCUAUCCCUAUGGUGAUGAGAAGAGAUAAUUUGCCAUAUUUCCCAUGUCCACUUUCGAGUUUGAUCAUGUUCGCCUUUUCCAUUCCAGUUGCUAUGUGUAUAAAUUCUUUGCCACCUUCUUGUCCUUCCCAUGUACUAGACGCAAUCAAACUUUGAGCCCAGAUAAGAGAGAAAGAACCAGGCUCAGCAAGACGUGAUCUACAAUGAGCUCAGUUGUGAUAUCAAUUCGGGAUGGAAUGAAUGAUGUUGUUGCUUCAAAACACAAUAAAAGUUUCCGGUCAUAUCUCGCUUCUGUUUCUGGUUUUAUUAGAGAAUGGAGAAGCAAGUAUGACAUGAGGAGGGUGAUUCACAGCAUUAAGGUCGGGAUAGCCCUCGUUCUGGUUUCGCUUUUCUAUCUCGUCAAUCCACUCUACAACCAGGUUGGCGAGAAUGCCAUGUGGGCGAUCAUGACUGUCGUGGUCAUCUUCGAGUUUUAUGCUGGUGCUACACUCGGCAAGGGAAUAAAUCGAGGGAUCGGGACGAUACUGGGAGGUGGCUUAGGGUGCAUGGCAGCUGUUCUAGCUCAACAAAUUGGUGGAGUUGGGAACUCGGUUUUAGUGGGGUUCUCUGUCUUUGUAUUCGGGGCUGCUGCAACGUAUUCCCGGCUAAUUCCUAGCAUCAAGAGAAGAUAUGACUAUGGGGCCAUGAUAUUCAUCCUCACCUUUAAUCUGGUGGUGGUGUCGGGAUUAAGGGCAGGGCAAGUCAUGGAUAUAGCUCGGGAUCGUCUUGCUACAAUCGGGAUUGGAUUUGCCAUAUGCAUCUUCACAAGCUUGCUAGUUUUCCCUAACUGGGCAAGUGACGAACUUCAUGUCUCUGUAGCCUCCAAAUUUGAAGAUGUUGGUUCUUCCAUUGAAGGAUGCAUGGAGGGGUACUUCAUGUCGGGGAAUGAGAAGGAAAAGCAGGGAAGCAAUAACUGCAAAAAUUGCAAAGCUGUUCUGCAUUCGAAAUCUAAGGAUGAGAUGCUGGCUAAUUUCGCAAGGUGGGAGCCAUGGCAUGGAAAAUUCGGUUUCUCAUAUCCGUGGAACAAGUAUCUGCAGAUCGGGGAGAAUCUUAGAGAGCUAGCUGUUACUGUUAUUUCACUGAGAAGCUGCCUUGAAUCUCCAAGACAGCCCACCAAAAAUCUCCGGGAGCCAAUGACAGAACCAUGCAGCUCUGUCAUGUCAAUGCUUGCUUGGGCUCUGAGGGAGCUCAGAGAGAGCAUCAUGAAAAUGAGAAGAUUCCAAGUAGGGGAGGAGGUGCUAUCGAAGUUGAAGGCGGUAAGAGUCGAGCUGACCCUGCUCACACCUCAAACAAUGCUUGCUCCAUUACAGAAGGAUGAGGAACUGGCUGUGGCCAGUUUCUUGUUCUUGCUUAUGGAGAUGGUCGAGAAAGUGGAGGAGCUGGCAAAGGAGGUAGAGGAGCUUGGUGAACUUGCCAGUUUCCCCGCUCUAUAGUCAGUCUUUUCGAUGUUAACAACCUGUGCAACUAACUAGCUUAGCAAAUAAACAGAUUGCUAAUAAUUUCGUGUCGAAUGAAAAUAUACAAGAAAAGUUGACAGUAGAAAGAGAUGGAGUGACUUAUAUGAUGACUAUAUGGAGUAUCAAUAUGUAAGAAACAGAGAAAGAGAUCGACAUUGCGCCAUAUCGACGAGCUUAUGAACGCUGGAAGGGCAGCUUCUUGAGUUCUGAACUUUGUAAGUUUAACAGUUAAUAAGAACAAUACCGAACUUUGUGA
This is a messenger RNA of Punica granatum (pomegranate), 1784 nucleotides long. The record is from RefSeq and is a predicted model, not a curated record. Lineage: Eukaryota; Viridiplantae; Streptophyta; Magnoliopsida; Myrtales; Lythraceae.